GAUCUGUCGCGCCUGAUGACAAGCACUUGACUUUACACCAGAGGCGAUCUUAAUCACCAGCAGUCGACACAAUGACACAACCAGAGCAAGCAGCACCGCAACAUUCCCCCACAAGGGACGAGAUUAUCGAGCAAGCAGCUCUGGAAGGUCACGAUGCGGACAUCCCAGGUAGCCUUGGCUACAUAGACGAAAAGUCAGGUCAAGCCUCGGGAGUAAAAGACGAGGGGAAAGACCUCGAAAGGGGUAUUGUGGGCGGGUCAUCCGUAUCCAGCGCGACUGAGUUAGGGCAAGAAGAAAAACAAGAGCGGGAUCCCAACAUUGUUGACUUUGACGGCCCGGACGAUCCGGAGAACCCCCUCAACUGGCAUCCGUUCAAGAAAUGGGGCGCAGUGGCUCUGGUAUCUGCCAUCACGUUUCUCACGCCGCUUGCGAGUUCACAGUUUGCGCCUGGCGUGCCAGAACUCAUGCGCGAAUUCCACUCGACCAGCACAGUGCUUGCAGGCUUCGUGGUAUCGGUUUAUGUCCUGGGGUACGCUGUUGGACCGCUGAUCAUCGCGCCGCUAUCUGAAAUGUAUGGGCGCCUGCCGCUCUACCACAGUUGCAACCUCCUUUUUGUCAUCUUUACGAUUGCAGCCGCCGUCGCCAAGAACAUGGGCCAGUUUAUAGUGUUCAGGUUCUUCAUGGGAUGCUUUGGAGGUGCACCUCUCGUGCUUGGCGGCGGUACAAUUGCCGAUUUGAUUCGUAGGGAGCAGAGGGGAACCGCCAUGGCUGUGUGGAUGAUGGGUCCUACCGUGGGACCUUGUGCUGGCCCCAUUAUUGGUGGUUUCCUUACCGUUGCCAAAGGAUGGAGAUGGAACUUCUGGUUCGUGGCCAUAGUAGGUGGUGCCUUCUUCCUCAUGUCCGUUGCCCUCAUGUCCGAAACCUCUCCCAUGAUCAUCCUCGAGCGCAAAGCCAAGCGGCUCAGAGCCUCAACCGGCAACCCCAAGCUCCGUUCCAAACUCGACAAUGGCAUGACUCCCAAGCAACUCCUAAAAUACUCGAUUGUCCGCCCAACUAAAAUGAUCUUUACUUCGGCAAUCGUCAUCGUCAUCUCAGUCUACAUUGCCAUUGUGUACGCCUACUACUACAUCCUUUUCACCACCUUCACUGGAGUAUUCGAGAAGCAGUAUCAUUGGAAAGGCGGCGUAGUGGGCCUUUCCUACCUUGGUGUGGGCUUGGGCUCGCUCAUCGGCCAAAUGACCUACGUCUAUUUUGGAAACAAAUCGGUCAACAGACACAUCAAACGUGGCGACUUUAAACCGGAGCACCGCAUGCCCCUGAUGUGCCUUGGCGCCUUCUUGAUUCCCGCUGGUCUCUUCAUGUACGGCUGGUGUGUCCAGUACAAGACGCACUGGAUAGUGCCUAUUAUCGCAACCGGUAUUACUGGUGUCGGCAUCUUGUUUAUGUGGAUGCCGGCGACGACCUAUCUCGUUGAUGUGUUUACCAUCCAUGCUGCGAGCGCCAUGGCGGCAAACACAGUGCUGAGGAGUAUACUGGCGGCAUUUCUCCCGUUGGCUGGUCCAGACAUGUACAAGGCGAUGGGAUAUGGGUGGGGGAACAGCUUGCUAGGGUUUGUGGCCGUGGCAAUGAUUCCGGUUCCGUUUGUUUUCCUCAAGUACGGCGAGAGGAUUCGGUUGAACAGUAAAGUGAACUUUUGAGGUCUCGCUCGAAGUGGGAAAGAAAAAAGUCCUUGUGUAAACUGGAAUCUGGUUUACAUGGAUAUUUGCGGAAUAGAAAACUUUCUUGCCAUAGGGACAUAUUCCUAUUAAUGCGAAUUAGCUUAUGUUCUGAUGAGGGGGAGAUGAUGAAAAGGCUUAUCCAGACUGCAUAGGUAUAGGCAUCUUGACGAUUUGAUAGAUUCAAACGAUACUUUAGAAAGUACACGUUUCUCCUGGGUAGUAAUAUUAAAAAUGAAGAAUGG
Exserohilum turcica Et28A is the source of this 1960-nucleotide messenger RNA. RefSeq lists its product as uncharacterized. Bases 72 to 1697 code for a protein of 541 amino acids. The transcript has 3 exons. Gene Ontology annotation, biological process: transmembrane transport. Gene Ontology annotation, molecular function: transmembrane transporter activity. The record is from RefSeq and is a predicted model, not a curated record. NCBI's taxonomy places the organism in Eukaryota, Fungi, Ascomycota, Dothideomycetes, Pleosporales, Pleosporaceae.